Cydia fagiglandana is the source of this 3201-nucleotide messenger RNA. Its product is annotated as apoptosis-inducing factor 3. Gene Ontology annotation, molecular function: flavin adenine dinucleotide binding; 2 iron, 2 sulfur cluster binding; oxidoreductase activity, acting on NAD(P)H. Gene Ontology annotation, cellular component: cytoplasm. The transcript has 4 exons. Bases 46 to 1827 code for a protein of 593 amino acids. Lineage: Eukaryota; Metazoa; Arthropoda; Insecta; Lepidoptera; Tortricidae. The record is from RefSeq and is a predicted model, not a curated record.
AGAAAAAGUGACAAUCAUUUGACAGCUGCGUACCACUUUUUUAAAAUGGUCGUAUUUUGCAGAAGUGGUUUCUUGAACAAGGUCGUUAGACGUAUUGUUCAAGGUUCGGUAGUAAAUACUAAUAAAAUGGGUACUUCAUUUUCGCGCACUUGUAAUAUAAACACAACAUCAAGCAGGGAAACCAACGAAAGACCUGGCACCAUAUCCCGCUUGGAAUCAACCAGUAACUAUGUAGAGUCAGUUGUCUGCAAUCAAGAUGACUUGAAAGACAAUGAAAUGAAAGUCUUUGACAUUGGAGAUGAAGGAAAAGUCCUGCUUGUGAAACAGAAUGGAGAAUUCAGUGCCUUGGGCACUAAGUGCACUCAUUAUGGGGCUCCGCUGGUGUCUGGGGCUCUUGGAGACGGGAGGAUAAGGUGCCAGUGGCAUGGAGCUUGCUUCAACAUUAAGACGGGGGAUAUUGAAGAGUUUCCUGGCUUCGAUUCGCUGCCGUGCUACAAGGUUACGGUUACGGAAAAAGGAGAAGUUAAGGUACGCGCCAAAAUCAGCGACCUAAAGAGCAACAAGCGCAUCAAAGACCUCGGCAGCCCCUGCACCGCGGACGGCUCCUCCGUGGUCAUCGUCGGCGGCGGCCCCUCGGGCGCCACCUGCGCCGAGACCCUCCGCGCAGAGGGCUACCGCGGCCGCAUCACCAUCGUCGCCAGAGAACACUUCCUCCCCUACGACAGGAUCAAAGUGUCCAAGAUAGGAACAGCCACCGACAUUGAGAAACUCCAAGCAAGGACACAGGAAUAUUACAAUGGAUCGAAUAUUCGUGUUAUCAGAGGCACAGAAGCCAUUAAAGUCCAGCCUGACUCGAAACUAGUACAUCUUAGCAACGGCUCCAAACUGUCUUAUAAUUCAUUGUAUUUGGCCACUGGAUGCAAACCUCGUGUGCCUGAUGUACCUGGCGUAGAUCUUAAGAACAUAUUCACUGUCAGAGACUUUCAAGAUUCAAUGGAUAUUUUGAAUGCUUUAGGUGAAGGCGGAGAUAAGAAUGUAGUGGUUUUAGGCCUGAGUUUCAUCGGUCUUGAAAUAGCCUCGUCUUGCGUUAAGAAAGCAAAGUCCAUGACUGUCGUUGGGAAAGACGACGCGCCUUUAGGGCUCGUCUUUGGUAGAGAAAUAGGCCAGAGCCUCCAAAAGCUGUUCGAAGAGAACGGUGUGACGUUCCAUUUCCAAACCACAAUCGUGAAAUGCAACGGUGAGAAUGGUGUUAUCAAAUCGGUGGAGCUCGCCAACGGGACCACAUUGCAAGCUGAUAUGCUCAUUCUGGGUGUGGGAACUACCUACUACACAGACUUUUUAAAAGAUACCGGUAUCGCUUUGCAACCCAACGGCGCCGUUAACGUCAACGAGAAGUUGGAAACUAAUAUCAAACAUAUUUAUGCCGGCGGCGAUAUCGCGUACGCUCCCGUGUACAGUUACGAGAACAAACAAAUGAGCAUAGGACAUAUCGGCUUAGCUCAAUACCAUGGACGAGUUGCCGCUUUGAACAUUCUAAAGAGGGAAGCGCCUUUAAGAACAGUUCCUUACUUCUGGACUAUGGUAUUUGGUAAAUCUAUUCGCUACGCUGGCUGCGGGCGGCCGGCUAGCACGAUGAUAGACGGCGAUAUCGCCGGACUCAAAUUCGUUAUUUUCUUUUUCGAUGAGAAGGACAAGGUGAUCGCCGUGGCGUCCUGCAUGAGGGACCCGGUCGUCUCCCAGUUUGCAGAGUACUUACAUCAAGGGAAAUCUCUGUACAGGAAGGACCUCAAAGAUGACGCUUUUGCGUGGACCAAAAAUAUUAAUUAAUUUUAAUAUCGAAUAUAUGAAAACUUGAUAAUAAUUAUUGAAGAGAUUUUUAUAGGUAUUACUUCACAAAGACAAGUAAAUUACAACUUGAAAUAUUAAAAGUAUUAUUUUAACAUUUAGUCUUAAGUUUUUUAAUGUUCUCAAGAACAACAGUGAGAUGCUCCUCAGUAAGAUCACAAUGUCUUAUUUCUGAAGAUUAUAAAGAAGCGAAAUUGAAUUUGUUAAGCUUUGAUUAUAUUUUAAUGGUAUCUAUCCAGGGUAAGUGUUUUUUCAGUGUAUAAAUUGUAAUGCAUAGUUUGUAACAUAGUCUGGUAAUCAAUGCAAGCAAAGGCAAUAAUUAAUUUAAUGAUCUUCAAAAUGAUUCCACUAAAUCAAUGAUACUUAAGGACACCCUAAAUGCAUGCAUGCAACUCAUGUAAUAUUACAUGACAUGACUCAGAACUUUACUUACUUACUCUUGUAUCUAAGUUUAUGUCAUGUAUGUAAAGGAAACUGAUACUUAACAUUGUGACAAGACACAAGUACCCACGUAAAAACGACACAUGUUAUUUGAUUUUUAUCUUUAUAUGAAUGUUUUGUUUUUAUGAUUGUGAUGUUGUCUUAGAUGUCCAUGGUAAAACGUAAAAGCAUACAAUUUCAAGUCACGUGGUUUCCACAAAUUUUACUAAACUUUAUGGACUGGAUAAAAUUUCGCUCCAUAUACUGUGUACUUAAAGCAUUAGAUAUACUUAAAAAUUGUUAUUUUCUCAGAUGCAAAAUUUGUUGUAUUGAAUCUUUUUAAUAUUUAUGGUCUGAGACCUUACUUUAAGAAUUUUUACAAACCUUUAUCACAUUAGUGUUAAGAUUUAUAUAAGAAUUAGCUCUUCUGUCCUCUCUGCCAUCAAGAGGUGAUAACUGAUAAUAAAUGCAUUUUAACAUUUUUUCUUGCACUUUAAUCUUUGUAUUUAUUGUUAUCAUACAUUUUUCUGUUAGUCUUAGGGCUGAUUUAACGGCGCGCGAACUCGCAUGCGAAUUUACUUAAAUUGCUGACUGUUGGUUAUGUUCAAUUCAACUGACCGAUCAAAUCAAAACCCGCAAUGUAACAAAUGCAUGCGAGUUCUCACAUCAUCUAAAUGAGCCCUUAUCCCUUCUGUUUGCAAAUAGUGACACAAAUGUUGCUAUCCUUUUGUUGCCUGCUAGAAUAACUAGAUUGUAAGGCAUGAAUGUUUGGCUGAUUGGACAUAAAGGAGGGUGAUGUUUUAAUCAAAAAUGGUAACUGCGCAAAGUGAGAAUGUCUACUAAAUGUGAUAAUGUAAGUUGAUAAUAUUAUUCUGUAAGAUAUUUACAAUUGAUGUAUUUGAUGUCCAUGAAUAAAGUUAUUAUUUAUGUACAAUA